This is a messenger RNA of Acanthopagrus latus (yellowfin seabream), 2330 nucleotides long. RefSeq names its product OMA1 zinc metallopeptidase (gene oma1). Lineage: Eukaryota; Metazoa; Chordata; Actinopteri; Spariformes; Sparidae. Gene Ontology annotation, molecular function: metalloendopeptidase activity. Gene Ontology annotation, cellular component: mitochondrial inner membrane. The record is from RefSeq and is a predicted model, not a curated record. The transcript is spliced from 8 exons. Bases 403 to 1992 code for a protein of 529 amino acids. Gene Ontology annotation, biological process: mitochondrial protein processing; protein quality control for misfolded or incompletely synthesized proteins.
GAGGGGAUUAUUUUGGAGGCAGGAGCGCACCAACGCUGCCACCUUCAAAGUUCCGUUAGUUCUGUUGUGGAAACUAUGCACGAUUCACGACGUACACAGAGUUCUUGUUAUUUAACUCGGCGUGUUAAAGUGUUAUUCGGGGUACAUUUAAACAUUUAGGUCGCAGUUGUUGCACUGCGGUAACCAAGGGUAACCUGUGUAUAGCUAGCGUCAACUGACAGCAAUGACAUUGACAGCUGAGAAAUGGCGUGACUUUGUUUUGAAGAAAAGUAACGUCGACAUCCUGUGGUAGACGUUUCUGUAUUAACAUGAGGAAAUACAGCCCUCUUAGAUAGGAGGCGACCGUGCUGGUGUCCGCCUAAAUACUUAUUUGCUUUUAGGUGAGUCUGAACAGCCGGGACAAUGGUUCUACUUUGCGUCGGUUUGUUAAGAAACAGUCGUUUAUGCUCCCUUUCGCUGUAUCUGCCACGAAACCUCCCGGUGUGCAGACGAGUCGGGCUUCCUCUGAAGAAGCUUCACUCUGUGUCCUCUCAGAUCAGCUGUCGCGGGACAACGAACUCUGCUCUCCUCAGGGCCACUCAGACAGGCUCGCCUCUCUCAUUCUGUGCCAGUGGAAGGACGCUCUGUUUUCAGAGUAGUCCCAGGGUUACCUCACUCCUACACCGCCCCGGUCGUGUCCUGACACAGUGCGGACACUUCCACACCUCGACCCCCGUCAGGGCCCUGCCAGCCCCUUUCAUCUGGCUGGUGCUCAAACCUCUGCAGAAGCUCUUGGCUAUAAUACUGGGCAGGAGUAUAAGGAAGUGGUGGGUGGCUCUACCAGCCAACCGCCGGCAGCUGUUCCGAGAAUGGGCCUGGCACCGCCGCUGGCACCUGGCAGCAGGGGCAGGCGUUGCUAUGGUGAUUGUAGCCCUCCUUCUCGUGACCCACCUGGAUGAGUCCCCUGUGACCGGACGGACCCGCCUGUUGGUGUUCAGCAGAGAGAACUACAUGGAGCUGGCAGCUCUGACUUCAGAGGCGUACAUGGAGGAGUUUGCAGAGCUGCUGGUUCCAGUCACUGACCCUCGUCACCAGGUGGUGGAGCGGUUGGUGCAGCACCUGGCACAAAGGAACAAGGACAUCCCUGAAGUGUCUGAUGUCACCUGGAACGUCCACGUGGUGCAAAGUCCCAAUGUGAACGCCUUUGUCCUCCCGAACGGGGAAGUGUUCAUGUUUACGGGGAUGCUGGAGGCCGUGGCAGAUGUUCACCAGCUGACCUUUAUCCUGGGACAUGAGAUGGCUCAUGCUUUGUUGGGACACUCUGCAGAGCAGGCCAGUCUGUCUCACGUCGUGGACCUCCUGUCCCUUAUUCUUCUGACAGCCAUCUGGGCUGUAUGUCCUCGAGACAGCCUGGCCCUGCUGGGACAGUGGGUGCAGGACAAGCUUUCCCAGUUGAUGUUCAGCCGCCCCUUCAGCAGGAAACUGGAGGCUGAGGCAGAUGAAGUCGGAUUACAGCUGGCCGCUAAGGCCUGUGCAGAUGUGCGAGCAGGCCCUGUAUUCUGGCAGCAAAUGGAAAUCAGAGACCAGCUGACAGGAGAGCCUACCGUCCCCGAGUGGCUGUCCACACACCCGUCUCACAGGAACAGAUUCACUCAGCUGGACCGUCUCGUACCACAGGCACUGGAGCUGAGGGAGAGCUGCGUCUGCCCUGCCCUACCUGCUACCGAUCCUCGAGCCGUCUUCUCCAAGAGCGUCCACGUGCUGCUGGAAAACGCCAAGAACCAGGGAAAAGCAGGGCAGGAAGGGGCACGUAAGCGCCACCUGCCGCACAGCCCGGCUCCACACCCCGCGGGACUGCCUGCCGCUCUGCUUGCCCAAACUUCCCUCCUUCCUUCCUCAAAUGUGGAUCAAGAAAGUAAAGAACCAGUCCCAAAAGUAGCUUUAGAGUUAGAUGUAACCCCUACCCCUGCUCCUCCUGAGGGGGAAGGAUACCAGAACGUGGUGCAGAGUUGACAGGGGUGUUAAAUCAUCAGAAUCUUCUACAAAGGUCUAUUAUUAUUAUUAUUUUUUUAUGGAAUCACUGUUGAGAUGAGCGAAUGGGUGAGUGAUUGAUCGGUAUAUUGGUUUACUGCGAAACUGCUGUUUUUAUCGUCCAUUAAUUUUCAAAGCUACUGGGUGCACAGUGGUUCAGAGUAGCCUCCCUCCGUUGCAGAAAUAAACUGUAGAAAAAGGCACUUUUAAGCGAAUGUACAAUGAAUACAAACUGUUUCUCUCUUUUAAUAAGCUUGAAACAAUCUGCCAAUAGAACAAGUGAAAAUCUUCUAAAAUAAAGUCCCUAUAUCUCACUGAAA